AUGAGCUUGACUCUACUGCGACAAAGACAGGCCGAGAAGAAUAAGGGCCAGGGAGAGGACGCAGUAAAGGGUGAAGGCACGAGUAUUCCCGACGAAUCAACUGUGCAGUUAGUAGAGCCAGAUGACCCUGAUUAUGCAUACUUCAAGACCCUUCCCGAUAAUGGCUUUGUCCUCCUCCACACGUUGCUACAGCUUGCAGACAUUCAAUCAGCAGAAAUAGAUCUCGAUACCUUGGUCUCAGAGCUUCCAGAGGAGAAGGGCGACGACUCUCUAUACAUCCAAACUGAGACGGACAAGGUUUCUGUUUUUGUGACAAAUAUUGCCCGGACGGUUACAGAAGUGAUGCUGCGUAACGAAUUUGGCGCAAUUUGCUCAGUCCAGGCGGUGCAUAUGGGAAGAAACGGGUUCCGCGGGCUGCGCACAGCUGUGAUCAAGUGCUCGACAAUCGAGGAUGUUAACCGGGUCAUCGCCACAAAGCAUGGGACGCUCUUUCAUGGAGAACAGUUAACCGUCAUUCCAAAGCGCACGUACGUUGGUCCACAGAGAGAGCGUCAAGGAGGACCAAGUGGUGGCAGGGCGCAACGUGGAAAGGGAAGAGGAAGAUUCGUCAAGUUCCUUAAGAAGUAA
This is a messenger RNA of Giardia duodenalis, 627 nucleotides long. RefSeq lists its product as uncharacterized. The transcript has a single exon. Lineage: Eukaryota; Fornicata; Diplomonadida; Hexamitidae. Gene Ontology annotation, molecular function: RNA binding. Bases 1 to 627 code for a protein of 208 amino acids. The record is from RefSeq and is a predicted model, not a curated record.